Molecule: messenger RNA, 1224 nt
Organism: Prunus armeniaca (apricot)
Lineage: Eukaryota; Viridiplantae; Streptophyta; Magnoliopsida; Rosales; Rosaceae
Source: the annotation of a GenBank genome assembly
AUGUACCAUGGUGGUCAAAUUUGUGGUAACUGUUAUGCUUGUGGCAAUGUAGCUUGGUUUGAUUAUUGUGACAAGGAUAGAAUAAAUGGUGGCCUAACAAAGCUUAAUGAUGAUCAAGAUGUCAUAGACAUGCUUGUAUUUGUACCAGAGACAAGGCUAAUAGACAUCUUCCUACAUCAUGAGGUUGAUAGUAAUGAGGAUUGGUUUUAUAGUCAAUCAAGAUCAAAUCUGUUUGUUGAUUUAGAAGUUGAUAUUGUGCCUAAUAGAGGCGUUGUGAUUGAGGAGCUUGAUGGCAAUUACGUUGUGAUUGAGGAGCUUGAUGGCAAUUAUGGGGCUAUUGUUCCUGUUGAGUUUAAUGAAGACCCAAAUGGGGAACAAAGUGGUGGGGGUACACAAAAGGCAAGGGAAUCUUGUGCAAGAUGGGGUGUUUCUGAAAAAGGUAAAGAAAAAGCAGUAGAAAGGGAAUCUUCUGCAGUGCAAACAGUAAAAGAAAAAGCAGUUGAGAGGGAAUCUUAUACCCUUGUAGACAAAGGGAAAAGUAAAGUCAAUUCUGUUUUUGGGAAAAGGAGGGCAAGAGCUUUUGGUAAAAGGAGGUGCAAAAAUGUAAAGAAAACAUGUGAUAAAGAAGACCAAAGGUCCAAUACAGUAACUGAGGGACUAGUUGAGAAUGAGGUUGUUGAAGCAAUUGUAGAAAAGAGCAAGUUAUUAAGAUGUCAUUCAAUGAAGACAAGAAAAGCAAGGAAAAGGACCACAGUCUAUGAUGAUGAGGAGUCAGCAAAUAGUCUUGACUCUAAUUUUGCAGACCCUAAUUUCAAUUGUGAUGAUUGUGAUGAUGAUGUCGAUUUUGAUGAAUGGGUGGACAAACAUAUUGAGUGGGUUGGCGAUGGGGCAAAAGGAAAAGAGCCAGACUCUACAAAUGCUAAGGUUGAAUCUUGGGAUUGGGAUGCAGAUGUCGAACUGGAUUCAGAGGAGCAUGAUUUUGAUAAUGUGCAUCAUAAAUAUGACUCUGAUGAUGACACUCCAAUGAAGGAUAGAUGGCCAGAGUUGAAUCCGGCAACUGACAUGGGGGAUCCACAGUUUGAGGUUGGGAUGAAGUUAAAUGAUUGUAACGUUUUUAGAUCUGCUGUCAAAGAACAAUUUAUAAAGAUGAAUAGGGAUGUUGUAUUUAUGAGAAGUGAGGCUUUCAAGAUAAAAGCAAUUUAUGCAAAUCUAGAUUGUCCAUAG